CAUUAAAUCGUAAUCAAGUUGAAAAACAUGACAGUACAUUUUUGAAGUUGUUAUUUAAUUGGUAAAUUAAAGUAAUGUUGGGAUUUAAGCGUUGACAAAAUGAAUUUAAAUGUGCGUUAAUUUUGUUUCAUUUAUAACUUCGUUAUGGAGAUAAGUUUCAUUGUGUUGUUUCUUUAUCUGAGAUUGGUGCAAGCUCAAGACAUUCCAAGUGAGUGUCAGAGCUGUGGUUGCUGUAAACCCGGUCAAGAUAAAUGUUUUAGUGAUGGUUACUGCAGAUAUGGAUGCCUAGAUGGAUAUUGGAGUACUAGUUGCACUUUGAAAUGUAAGUACAUGAACUGUAAAAGGUGUGCACCUAGUGAUGGCAACUACUGCCUUGAGUGUAAGACAGGAUUUUAUGACAACGAAUGUGGAUCCUCAUGUGCACCUAAUUGUGAAGGAUGUCGUAAGCGGGAUGGUAGGUGUAAUUCUUGUGUGAAUGGAUACUGGGGAAAGUAUUGCAACAAUAAAUGUGGAGACCGGUGCAAAACGUGUAACAGAUCGAAAGGUUGUACCGAAUGUAACAAUGGGUAUUAUGGCUCUAAAUGUGAAAAGAACUGCAGCGACUAUUGUGCCAGUUGUGAUAUUCAAAACGGAUGUACUGCAUGCACACCUGGCUACUAUUCCGAUGACGGAGUAUGUAAGCAUUGUCAAAAUAAAAACACUGGGUGCACCUGUACGUCAUAUUACAAUUGCGUUGGUUGCACUAACGGGUAUUUCCUAAACACUGACAAUUGUUUACACUGUCCUCAUUAUUGUACAUCGUGCAUUAGUUCCACGCAGUGCACUUCUUGUAUGGAAGGUCGAUUCGGAAAUACAUGUCAACAUCAGUGUACAGGUGACUGCGACAACGGUAAUUGUGAUUCAUCAAAAGCUACUUGUCAGUGCAAUGCUAAUUAUGUAGGCGAGAAAUGUAAUCAGUGUGUUGCCGGGUACUAUGGUAACGGUUGCAAGCAGAGGUGUUCUGUAGGCUGCUCUGGUUCAUGCAAUCAGAUUGACGGAUCUUGCACAUGCAAAUCCGUUUGGCAAGGGGAUACAUGUGAUACAUGUGCUGAUAAACACUAUGGAAACAUGUGCAAUAAACAAUGCAUCAGUAAUUGUGUAUCAUGCACUGAUACAUUUAAAUGUCAGAUUUGUAUAGCUGGCCAUUAUGGUUCUUUCUGCCAACUUAGAUGUGGAAAAGGCUGCAUAAAUGACACGUGUGAUAUAACAUCAGGGUAUUGCCAGUGCAAGAGUACUAACUUUAUUCCAAAACAUUCUACAACAUUUUGCGAUAUUUGUGUAGCUGGAAAAUUUGGUCAAACGUGUGAGCUAAGAUGUCCACCUAAGUGUACAACAUGCGAAAACGAGACUCGCUGUGACUUAUGCCAUGACGGAUUCCAUGGCAUAUUCUGUCAGAAACAUUGUCCGGAUGGGUGCUUCGGGAAUACAUGCAAAAAGGAGGAUGGAUCGUGUUUUACGUGCAAAUCUGGGUAUUUCGGAAAACACUGUAAUAACAAUUGCCCGGAAUUAUGUAAAUCGUGUGACCAAUACAAUUCAUGUUUAGAAUGCAAAUCUGGAUAUUCAAACAUACAAAAACUGUGCUCAUGUAGAAGAGAUGUUUGCGUCAAUUCGGUUGAUUGCGACUCAUGCACAAAUACGUCCUAUUUUGCAAGCAAAAAUGAAUGUUGCUUGUGCAAUCUUGAUGACUGUGUCUCCUGUACAAAGACGUUUGGUACCAUUCAUUGCAAUAUUUACAGAGGUGGAUAUUUUCAACACAAACACGGGAAAUGUGAAGCAUGCAAUUCCCAAUGCGUCGAGAAUGAAUGCGAUUCGUCUUCGGGAAGAUGUAUUCAAGGAUGCAUUAACGGAUACUGGAACCCAACAUGUGACAAAAAGUGUAAGCAAGAAUGUUUAUCUUGUAAUCAAGCAGAUGGAUCGUGUUUACAAUGCAUAAACACUACAAAAUAUGGACAUGACUGUAAUAAGGAUUGUAGCAAUACCUGUAAAAGUUCAAUUUGCGACAUAUCUGGAAAGUGUACAAAUGGAUGCAUAACAAAUACAUUUGGAAAGCAAUGUGAAAACACAUGUGAUAAACAUUGUAUUAAACAGGACAAGAACACGCUUUGUUCAGAAAAGACGGGAAUGUGUUUAUACGGCUGCGAGACUGGCUAUGAAGGAACAUUUUGUCCUCAAGAUGAUGAAAAACAAACAUCGGCAACAACACUUGGUGGAGCAGUCGGUGGAGGAGUUGUAGCUCUUUCUGUCAUUGUAGUUUUGGGACUAUAUUUGCUUCGCAGAAGUUUCAGAAGGUCAAAUUCGAACAAUACAAAUACAACGCCUAAACAAGAAUCUGAGGACUCUUCAUUGUACGCUACGAUGAACAAAGAAAACGCAGAUGAUGUUUGUGCACGGGGAUUCACUGUUAUGCCUGCACUUGAAAAUAAUGGCGUUUAUUACAACGAAAGAGAAAUCAGCAAAGUGAAACUGGAUGUGGCCAAUUUACCUGAAUAUGUACAAAACUUAUGUAUUAAGGAUCUAGAAGAAGAAUUUCAGAAAGUACCGUCCGGUCUCGUGAAACCUUAUGAAGUUUCACAAAUGAAGCUAAACAUGCACAGAAAUAGAUAUAAAGGAAUAUAUCCAUAUGAUGAUACGCGUGUUGUAGUACGCGGAGGAGACACAGACUAUAUCAAUGCAAGCUAUAUAGACGGUUUCAGGAAACGAAAUGCAUACAUAGCUACUUUGGGUCCAAUGGCUCAGCAGCUGGGCGAUUUCGGUCAAUUCUGGAGAAUGGUCUGGCAACAAAAAGUUGAAAAGAUUGUCAUGGUGACCAACUUAGUAGAGGGUCAGAAAUCCAAAUGUCAGCAAUAUUGGCCUGAUCGUGGUCAAAGUAAACUUUACGGCGAUAUGGAAGUUAUGUGCAAGGUUGAAAAACUGUACGCAGAUUUCAUUUGGAGACAGUUUACUUUUUCCAAGGUUAAACAAAAUUCAGAAAAAAGAAUACUGCACCACCUUCAGUUCACAGCGUGGCCAGACAAGGACAUUCCUGAUAACGUCACAUCAAUUAUAGAGUUUAGACAGAAAGUGAACGCCUUGCCGAGUUCCUUUGACGGACCAGUGAUAGUGCAUUGCAGUGCUGGCGUAGGAAGAACGGGAACCUACAUAGCUCUGGACAUUCUGACCAAAGAGGGUGAGGAAGAAGGAGCUAUAGAUAUCCCGGGAUGUGUUGUCAAUAUGAGACAGAACAGACCCAGCAUGAUUCAGACUUUGAGUCAAUACAAGUUUCUACACCAAGCUUUGGUCCAUUCAUUGACUCUUGAUUGCUCGAUCAUAAAAAGAGACCAGUUCCAUGAAUAUAUGCAUAUCAUGUCCAGCAAACAGGAGAUACAGAAGCAGUUUGAGAAAAUGCAAAUAAACCAUGCAAAAGUCGGAUCAGGAACUACAGGCUAUAGAAAGAAUCGGCUUCUGAUAAAAAAGAACAGGAAACACGCAGAUAUUCCAGGUGAUGCCAACAGACCACGUCUUUAUCUGUUUUUGAAACCAGGCGAAUCUGAUUACAUCAAUGCGAUGUACAUCGACAGUUUCAAAACAAAAAACCGCUUCUUGGUAGCACAAACACCUCUACCUGACACAGUUUCCGAUUUAAUUGCACUGAUUGUUCAAGAAGACUGUUCCUGUAUUGUUAGUAUGGAAGCACAGGGGAUUGGCUUGUACGUUCCUGGUGACGAUCAAUCAAUGAUGAAAGGUGUGAUUACCAUACUUUCCACAAGAGAUCGAAGUACAAGACACUUUGUAAAAAGAGAGCUGCAUUUUAAACAAGAUGGAACGACCAAGUCGGAAGUGAGACUACCACAUUAUGAGUAUUUGGAUUGGGAUAGAAAUCACAAUACUCCGAAGUCAGCAGAACACUUUGUUGCCUUCAUCAAAGAGGUUGAAGACGCAUCCAAAUCAUCUCACAUGAACGGACCGAUACUGGUGCAUUGUAUGAACGGCGCUGGAAAGAGCGGACUUUUAUGUGUUGUCUCGACAUUACUUGAAACACUGAGUGAAGAUAACGAAGUCAGUGUGGUCAAUGCGGUGAGGAAAGUCAGAGCAAGACGACCGCUUUCCAUUCCAAAUAAGGAACAGUUUUACUUUUGCUACGAGUGUGUUCUCCAAUCGUUGAAUACAACAGAUGACGAUGUGUACUACAAUACGAGCGCGAAUAUCCAGAGGGAAUGAAGACGACAGAUACAUUUGGAACUUUGACAGUUGGUGUGUUGCCCUUGACACAAGCACAUUAUAUACAUAUAUAGAAAUAUAACAUAUUCAGCUACAUUAAUUAUCAUUUGCAUGGGGACACUUGCAAACGGAAAAUGAUUGCAGUUUUAUAUAACCGUAAUCACAUACUUUAGAAAACGCUAGCAUUUAUCUGUCGAUCUAAACAUUGUGUUGUAAAUAUCAUUGUCAAUAUUUGCAUAAUUGCUACUUUUAUUUGUACCAUACUGUAAUGUGUUUUAUUUUAUCUGAACGAUAUCUCAUAUGAAAAGCUUAAUUUGCAAGCUUACCGUGCUAUAGGUAGCAUUUAAUAAGAUACAGCGAUAUUUCAAUAUGUGCACACCACUACCUGCACGGUAAGUUUGUCGAUAUAAUAUAGAUAACAUUUUACUACACCGAACACGUGUGAUUGAAACUAUUUAUAACUGGAGCUUUUGGCGCGUUGUGAAUAAUUUCAGUCAUGAAGUGGACGUAGUGGAUGCAGUAAGUAUUGCUUUUAUGUUUUAUGAACGCAUUGUACAUUAACAUUAUCAUGUUUGUUUCACUGUAAAUGUAAACGUGUACAAAAACGUCAGAGCAAUUAAACUUUUUUUAAUUAAAAUAUUUUUUCGUUGAUAUCUUUUCUAAGAAAAGAAGAUUUGCGCGUAAUAGAACAUUUUAUUGAUUAUUUUCAUCUGUGUAUUUUGGAUUAGCAUUACUGUUGCUUCACAGCAUAUAUAAUGUUUUAUAUUAGUUACGUUUUAAAUUUUAAAAUAAUAUUCUGAUAUUUUAUGUUUUCAAUCAUUGUGCAUUAGCCGUAAACAUGAACUCCAAAUAUCUUGUAUACAACUAAACAGUUAAUUUAUAAAUUAAAUGACUGCAUUAUUUUUUACCAAAGGGCAUUUGUUAUAUUUGAAUGUGUUAUCUUAUUCGCCUGGUUUGUUUCUUUGUAAAUUAUUUUACGCGAAAUGUAGAAUAGUUAACAUGUUCAAUAGAACAAAAAUAUCACGCCUCACUUAAACUUGUUUGACAUACAUUUUAUAGUGCAUUGAUGAUUUAAAAAACAACAACAGGAUUCUGGUCUAUUUAAUUGAUGUACGUAUGCCAUAUUGCAUUUAAUGAAUUGCAUUGAAUGUAUUGAAAUGUUUUGAUAGCUCUCCAUAUAGACCUAUUGCAAACAUAAAUAUGUUGUAUAUAUUCUAAUACCUAAUAAAAUAUCUUCUUAUU
Molecule: messenger RNA, 5478 nt
Organism: Mya arenaria
Lineage: Eukaryota; Metazoa; Mollusca; Bivalvia; Myida; Myidae
Product: multiple epidermal growth factor-like domains protein 10
Biological process (GO): protein dephosphorylation
Molecular function (GO): protein tyrosine phosphatase activity
Source: RefSeq, a predicted model, not a curated record